UAGCUCUCGGUUUUGUUCUCUGCCUGUCUGUUUUGAUCCUGGCUUACGACAUGGAUUCGGACUCCUUGCAGGAUCAGUACGAAAGGGAGCAGUUUGAAUUAAGAAAAAAAAUUUGUCUCCAAGGUCCAGAGUAUGGGAAAUGCAAAGGUCGCCGGACAUUGUGGUACUACAAUACCAACAAAUCAAAGUGUCAAACUUUUACCUAUUCCAAUUGUGGUGGCAAUGGCAAUCUAUUUUAUACUUACGAAAGUUGCAAGGAGUUCUGCGGUAAAUACAACUGGAAGAAGGGUCGUCCAGUCGCACGUCGACGUAUGGCUGUUCCUAAAAGCAAGGAACUUGAUUCCAUUCCAAGUUAAAAAUUAAUUCUUUUUUAUGUAAAUACCUAAAAAUAUUAACUUAUAAUAUUAAAUUAUAUUAAAAGAAAUUGUGAACUUGAUGAUCA
Molecule: messenger RNA, 442 nt
Organism: Drosophila takahashii
Lineage: Eukaryota; Metazoa; Arthropoda; Insecta; Diptera; Drosophilidae
Product: kunitz-type serine protease inhibitor B6
Molecular function (GO): serine-type endopeptidase inhibitor activity
Source: RefSeq, a predicted model, not a curated record